Molecule: messenger RNA, 2562 nt
Organism: Cylindrotheca closterium
Lineage: Eukaryota; Bacillariophyta; Bacillariophyceae; Bacillariales; Bacillariaceae
Source: the annotation of a GenBank genome assembly
AUGUUCAUCGCUCCGGUAUUCAAGGAUGCCACCAAUCAAGAGAUAGUCGCCACUUGCGCUAAUGAGUUCACCUUCCGGGUAACUGGUUCGGUCAACGAGUUUGUUGGAUUCGGCAGUCUACAUGAUCCUACCUAUGAGGAGCACGAAAGGUCCUUCGCAUUUUCACCAGCCCUUCGCACAUACCAUGUGGGAGGGAAAGGAUGUUCUUAUCAGGUCCGCGUCUUCCCUACCAAGAGCUUCUGCGACACCUACCAUACUAGUUAUCCAGCAUCCAUGGCUGGUGUCAUCACAGGCGUCUUCAUCUUGGUCGGGAUCAUUUUGUACAUGUACGACGCCGCAGUGCACAUGAGACAGAGCAAGAUUCUUGCAGUUGCGUCGCGAUCCGAAAAGAUCUUGUCCGUGCUGUACCCAAAGACCAUUCGAGACAGACUCUUUGGCAUUGAAGAGGAUCAGACUGUCCAGCGCGAGGAACAGAAGUCCUCUCAAGGUGCUAGUGCAAUUCGGCGAUUCAAUGAAGAUCUUUUGAAAAAGGCAAACAAAUAUCAGCUUAAGAGUUUCAUGAAGAGCACACCUUCUUUUCAUCCUCAUGAAACCGAUUUCUUGGAUACGAAGCCCAUUGCUGAUCUCUUCCUUCAUGCCACAGUAUUAUUUGCCGACAUUUCUGGUUUCACGGCAUGGAGCUCGGUCCGUGAGCCUACUCAAGUUUUCACCCUUCUCGAGUCUGUCUAUAGAACCUUUGAUAUCGCUGCAAAACGUCGAAAUGUGUUCAAGGUGGAGACAGUAGGUGAUUGUUACGUAGCAGUUACCGCUUUGCCUGAGCCGACUAAGGCACAUGCUACAAUCAUGGCUUCUUUCGCAAGGGCCUGUGUGGAAAAGUUUGAAGAUUUGGUUGGAUCGUUGGAGACAACACUUGGCCCUGAUACUGGAGACUUGGGAAUCCGCGUGGGAAUGCACAGUAGACCAGUCACGGCCGGGGUAUUGAGAGGAGAGAAGGCGCAGACUGCUGACCUAUUGCCAGCUGAUGGGAAAUCACAUUGGCUGAGUAGCCGCGAACAGCUUGUGACUGCAAAGGGCAAGGGGAAAGUGCAAACAUACUCGCUUUUGACCAAGCAAGAAGAAGCUAGUAUCAAUAUUAUAUCAAGCAUUGCCCAUUCUGCUUUCACAGAUGAUGAGGCGUCUCAGAGCGGAAGCGGUAUUUUCCUGAACAGUCAUUCCGUCCAUUCAGAUUCUUCUCAUGACCUGGUCUCCAGCAGCAUUGAGGACAUCGAAAAGUCGCUACCUUCUAGAACACGACGCUUGUGUCAGUGGAAUGUGGAUGUGUUGACAAGGCUUCUGAAACAGAUCGUGGCUCACAGACUUGCGUCUGAUUUGGGCAACAAGGAUUGGGAAUCCGAUCUUUCGCGACGUGAAAAGGAAAUCCGUCGACACAUCUCUGUUCUUGAUGAAGUAGUUGAAAUCAUUCCUCUUCCUGGGUUCGAUCAAAGUGUCUACAAAGGACAGCAAGCUCACGAAAGGAUUGAGCUUUCUGAGGCUGUAAUCGAACAGAUUCGGUUGUAUGUUGCGUGUAUCGCUGCGAUGUACAAAGACAAUCCAUUCCACAACUUUGAGGUAUGUUUUAUUGUGUCAUUCGUGUCAACUGGUAUAUGUAUUCAUGAUAAUGCGCUGACAGCUUUCGAUCUUUCAGCAUGCUUCACAUGUCAUGAUGUCCGUUUCCAAGCUGAUCCAAUGACAAAGUUCACUGUCAUUCUUGCUGCCAUGGUACACGACGUUGUUCACUCUGGAGUUUCCAAUAAUCAGCUCAUCAAGGAAGGAAGCAAGCUUGUAGACCUAUUCAAUAAUAAGAGUGUGGCAGAACAAAACUCGACGGUCUUGGACUGGGAUAUUCUUAUGCACCCCCGCUUCCAAGACUUUCGACGCACCAUCUACGCAGCCCUGUAUGAGCUGGAUCGGUUCCGUCAGCUAAUGACGAAUACCGUACUGGCCACUGAUAUCAUGGACAAGGAGCUUCAAGCAUUGCGUCGAAACCGAUGGGAUGCAGCCUUCAAUACUAAUGCAGCCCUUGCAGCCCGUUCAGAGGAGGCAACCAAAGACAUGGUCAAUCGCAAGGCUACAAUCGUGAUUGAGCACUUGAUUCAGGCUUCGGAUGUUGCCCACACCAUGCAACAUUGGCACAUUUACUGCAAAUGGAACGAGCGCUUGUUUCAGGAAAUGGCAGUAGCCUACAAAGCUGGUCGUCUUCCUUUCAAUCCAGCAGAGAAGUGGUAUGAGGGUGAAAUAGGUUUCUUGGACAACUAUGUGAUUCCAUUGGCGAAGAAGUUGAAGGAUUGUGGUGUGUUCGGGGUUGCAAGUGACGAGUAUUUGAACUACGCAAUGGAGAAUCGUCGCGAGAGGGAAGAAAAGGGACGAGACUUUGUUGAGAGCUUGACAGAGCCACUUGGGUGGAUUUUGAAAAUUUUGAAUAUGUAUAUAAAAAUAAAUUCUGUAAUCACCGUUGUGAAACACUACAGUAGAAGAAGAAGAAGAACACAUUUUCUACACUCUUCGGACAAUCGAAAUAUUUGA